AUGAAAAGAGUAUGGACUGAUUCACCAAUAAUAAAAGAUAUAUCACAUUUACUUCUAUCACCUAAUCAAAUUCUUAAUAACGAACUUAAUUCUAUUAAUAAUCAAGAUUUAAUUGAAUCAAUAGAACCAUUUAAUGAAUUAGCUGCUUAUUAUGCUCAGAUGGCAAUUAAAGAUCUUGAUUUAAAUAAACAACAUCAUCCAUUAUUAAAUGUAUGUCGUUCUCUUGUUUCAACUUUACAUGAAGGAGUAACAUGGCAUUCAACACAACUUCGUCUUAUUCAAUUAAUUGAACGUUCUCCUCGUUUAAAACCAUUUUUAAUCAUAUUAAAUAAACAUGGUUUACAUUUAAAAGAUAUUUUUAGUGGAGAAAAAAAUGGAUUAGAUAUAUUUGUUGGUGAUGAGGAAAUUGGAGAAACUUUUCAACAAGUUAAAACUCUUCUAAGUGCAACUAAAACACAACAAAUUUUUCAUUCGAUUUGUCAACAUUUACAAUUACAAUAUGAACAAACUAAAGAUAAUUCAUUUGAAAAUUAUCGAUGA
This is a messenger RNA of Adineta steineri, 540 nucleotides long. The record is from the annotation of a GenBank genome assembly. Lineage: Eukaryota; Metazoa; Rotifera; Eurotatoria; Adinetida; Adinetidae.